UGUAACUGCACCAUAAACGUCUAGUGCUUCCUUCGCACAUAGAGCUUGUACUCUAGAUGCCUUAAAGUAAAGCAUUGUGUCAUCAGCAAAAAGCAAAUGAGAGACCCCUGGCAAAACUACCUGUUUCGAGUUACCAUUUGUGUUCGUUUUUGUCUGCGCUGUCAUUGAUCUAGUGCCUGAGUACUCCCUACCUACUCAUCACUAUUGUACACCUGCUCCACUCUCAGACCAACCGCGAGCGAAGCCGCGACCCCACUGAGCGCGUGUUCCCAUGGCGACGGAGGUGACCCUCCGCCGCUUCAACCUCUCGGACGUGGACGCCAUGAUGGCAUGGACGUCGGACCCCGAGGUCGCCACCUUCUGCCGCUGGGAGCCCUGCGCGUCCACGGAAGCCCUGCUCGCCCACAUCCGGGACACCGUGCUCCCGCACCAAUGGUUCCGCGCCAUCUACCUCGCCGGCGACGGCCGCCCCGUCGGCGCGGUGUCCCUGGAACCCACGGCGGACCGGUGCCGCGGGGAGCUCGGGUACGUGGUGGCCCGCGCGCACUGGGGUAGAGGCGUGGCCACCGCCGCCGUGAGAUGCGCGCUCGCCGCGGUGUUCGGCGAAGUGGCGGGCCUGGCCCGCGUGGAGGCGCUCGUGGACGUGGACAACCCGGCGUCGCAGCGCGUGGUGGAGAAGGCCGGGUUCCGGCGCGAGGGCGUCCUGCGGCGCCACUACUGGCACAAGGGCCGCGUCAGGGAUCUCGUCAUGUACGGCUUCGUCUCCGGCGAUCCCUUCCGCCCGUCACAUGAGGGUCGGGAAUCGAUGGAGCAAGAAGCGACAGCCCGGACGCCGGAGCGCGCGGACGAGGUGACCAUCGGGCUGUUCGACCUCGCCGACGCCGACGCCAUGACGGCGUGGGCGGCAGACCCCGUACUAGUACCACCUACGGCCUCCAUGGCGUCGGGGGUCUACUUCUCCCCGUCCCGCGGCGCCCUGCUCGCGUUCCUCCGAGGCACCGUGCUGCCGCACACCUGGGUCCGCGCCGUCUGCCUCGGCGGCGCCAUCGUGGGCGCGGUGACUGUAUCGCCCACAGAAGACCGGUGCCGCGCGGAGGUCGGAGUCGCGCUGGCGCGCGCUCACCAGGGCAGGGGCGUGGCCGCGGCGGCCCUGAGGCGCGCAGCGACCGCGGCGUUCGGGGACCUGGAGGGCGUGGAGCGCGUGGAGGCACUCGUGGACGCGGACGACGCCGCGUCCCGGCGCGCGCUGGAGGAUGCCGGGUUCCGCCGCGAGGCCGUGCUGCGGAGCCACCGCGCCGCCGGGGACGUGGUCGUCUACAGCCUCAUCUCCACCGAUGAUCCACUCCACGACUGAUGCAGUGCAUGCUGUUGUAGCGUUGUUGGCUUGUUGCCAUGAGAUGCUAAUAAAAUUGACAGGCUCACGCGUCAUCAACACGAUCGAAGUUGCCAA
Messenger RNA from Hordeum vulgare subsp. vulgare (domesticated barley), 1450 nucleotides. RefSeq lists its product as uncharacterized. NCBI's taxonomy places the organism in Eukaryota, Viridiplantae, Streptophyta, Magnoliopsida, Poales, Poaceae. The record is from RefSeq and is a predicted model, not a curated record. The transcript is spliced from 2 exons. Gene Ontology annotation, molecular function: acyltransferase activity, transferring groups other than amino-acyl groups. The coding region runs from base 272 to 1354 and encodes 360 amino acids.